Molecule: messenger RNA, 6116 nt
Organism: Exaiptasia diaphana
Lineage: Eukaryota; Metazoa; Cnidaria; Anthozoa; Actiniaria; Aiptasiidae
Product: voltage-dependent calcium channel subunit alpha-2/delta-3
Exons: 40
Coding region: 327-3542 (1071 amino acids)
Cellular component (GO): voltage-gated calcium channel complex
Molecular function (GO): voltage-gated calcium channel activity
Source: RefSeq, a predicted model, not a curated record
GUUGAAACCAGAGAAAUUUGUUUGGGUGAUAUGGCGAUGGGUCUUUGCUCAUUCUGGAAAAAAUGUUAACAAUGUGGUCACUUGUCUGACGACGCAUGUUGUAAAGUGCUGUAUUAUGUUCAAAUAUUCAUUAGCACAGCAAGUGAUCAUUUUAAAGAUUAAGAUUGGCGUUGGCAACAACGCAUGAGGUGUAACUAGCCUUAAAAGAGUUUCAAAAAUAUCACUGUGGCACAAUAGUUUACUUUUUACCUCAGCACUUCCGCUUGAAAGCAAAAUAGUUACCCCCAGUCUCCAGGGGCUUGUGGCAGCUAACUAUUUGUGCCAUCAUGGCGGCCAAGGAAUUGUCCUCGUCUAUGUUAUGGCUGCCCUUCUUUAUUUUGCUUACCUUCACGACCAGUUGCACAGCUACAGAAUUCACUGAAGAUAUGGUUAUAGAAUGGGCAAACAACAUUGGCAAAGAAGUUUACCAAUACUCAACAAACAUUACGCAGGUCGAAGAGUUACAAAAGAGCUAUGAAGGAUUAAAUCUAAGUACAACAGUCGUCGAGUGGGAACAGCUGCUCAAAGAGACCAAAAGCAGAAUUGAAGGGUAUUUCGACAAGAAAAUAAAAACUUUGAAGAAUAUUGUAAAUAAAGCGGAGCACGCUUAUUGUGGACAUGAGGUCAAGAAUAAUCUCAAGAAGAAAGAUGUAAAAUUYCCUGAUAUCAAGAAACUUGAUACCUUUUUAAAUGAAACUGGAAUAAAACUGGAGUACAACUCUUUAUUCCAACAGAGAGUUACAUUUAAUAGCAGUGUAGUGCAUGUCCCUACUGAUGUGUAUGAUGGAGCUGCUUCCAUUGUCAAUGGUAUCCAUUGGAGUGAGGCCCUAAAUGAAGAAUUCUCUAAAAAUGCCAAAUCAGACCCUACCCUAAAGUGGCAGUACUUUGCUAGUAAUACUGGAUUUACCAGGUUCUAUCCAGGUCACAAAUGGAAAUUAGAAAGUGGGCAAGUUGAUCUUUACGAUGCACGCUCAMGAUCGUGGUUCAUCCAAGGUGGAACCUCUCCUAAAGAYGUGGUGAUUCUUCUUGAUACUAGUGGAAGUAUGAGAGGUGUUCCCAUGAGCUUAGCAAAGCUUUCAGCUAAAGCUCUGAUUGAUACCUUUGAAGAAAAUGAUUAUUUCAAUAUUGUUUGGUUUCAUGAAAAGGCUGGUGUACUGGUGAAGUGUAAUCAUGAACUUCUAUUACAAGCAACCAUAAAGAAUAAGCAGGUAGCCAAGGAGAUUAUUGAUGAUCCUGAAAGCAAACUUGAAGGAGAAAAUAUGGCACACUGGCAAACUGGACUUGACAAGGCGUUUUCGCUUCUGGAUACAUCUAGAAAGUCUGGAAAUACAAGCAAUUGUCAACAAGCCAUCAUGAUAUUUAGUGAUGGUACAACUGCUGAUUUAAAAGAGUAUUUCGAUAAAAAUAAYCCAAAGAGACAGGUACGUGUUUUUACAUUUCCUGUUGGACCUCCAGCKGAAAGUACUACAGCAAUGCUUCAAAUGUCACGACAAAACAGAGGUUACUUCUCUCGUAUUCAAAGUGUUGGUGCUGUCCGCUCAGUUAGUAAGCCAUAUAUUCAAGUAUUAAGUAGACCAAUGGCAAGAGCUCCAAAGGCUAACAUAACUGAGUCUACUGUUUGGACAGGUGCAUAUCUAGAUGCCAUGGGUCUUGGGAUGAUGGUUACAGGAACACUACCAGUAUUCUACAGACCUAAUGUGAUCAAGAAUUGUACCUCAAAAGCUCAAAAGGAAAGCUAUGACCAUCUGAUUGGUGUUGCUGGUACUGAUGUACCAUUGAGAAACCUUCAUGAGUUCUUUUUACAGCCUUUGAUGGGUGACAAUGGUUAUGCUUUAGUUGUCAAUAAUAACGGUUUAGUGGCCUUCCAUCCAAGACUCAAAACUGUAUACGGCUACUUGCCUAAUGCACCUGGCGUUGAUCUUAUAGAUGCAGAAUUCCCUUUGGAGAAAGACAAACUCAUCGAGCUGCGAAGGGAUAUGGUGGACAAGACGUUUCUUACGUCUAGUUCCAAGCCAUCACAGCAUUCCUUUGAGGUCUAUGACGUUUCAACAGAUGAGCUUCGUGUGGUCAAGAGAAGGCUCCAUAUAUACAUUGACAGCUUGAAAGGAACAUCAUUCAGCUUUGGUAUCGCCACACCAAAAUUGGGCUUCAAAUACAAGUUUCAAUCAGAUGUUUUAUUAGGGGAAAUCGCAAAGGAAUUAAAUUCUUCCAACCUGUCUCUGGARAAAUGGCCGUACUGUGAGUGGACAUUUUCUGCUGACAAUCCUGUUGAUCACUUGAAGACUAUAGACUUUAAAACUGUAGACUCUAGUAAAUGUAACAUGGAUUUGGUAAAAGGACUUGCUGUAGAUCUUAAAGCUACUUCUGGCAUUCCAAAUAAAUGGACAGUGGAUAAAAGAUUGAAGUCUGUCUUUGUCAGGACUAACUAUGGAGUGACAAGAUUAUUACCAUGUUCAUCGUGCAGUGGUGAUGGGAAUUACAGACCCAACCAGAAAGACAUUGGUCGUUUGACAUCAUUUGAUCAACAGUCUAUUGUUUAUACUUCGCCUUAUGAUCAAGGUCGAAGGGCGAGAAAUUCAUCAUCUGUCAUAGCAUUACAGAAGGUUUUGUUCAAGAACCAAACAGUAGGAGUCGCUGGCUAUGAAAUGCAGUCAAGUUAUUUUGCUCAACUAAUAGUGGAUAGAACGAAAAAGUGUUCUUCUUCCAACUGUGCCGACGUAAAUUGCGACAGAACAGGAAAGAACGAUCAUGAAGGGCUGUAUUGUUAUCUUCUUGAUGAAAAUGGUUUUGUAGUCUCGUCCAACACAGGAAAAUCGAGUGGAGUGUUCUUUGGUAAAGUCGACUACACCAUCAUGAAACAACUUAUACGACACAAUGACAGCUCGUCAACUGGCUUUUACAACAAAUUCACAUUCACUGAUUAUCAGGCUGUGUGCGAACAGAAAGCUGGCAUCGCUAGUAGAGGCACAUCGAUAUUCACGCCGAUGUUAAGCGUCUCGUCGUACGUUAACUGGUGGACGAGCAAGGCCUGGUGGUUUUUAGCCUACUUUAAUGUUUACAGCUGGAUGAUGAGUACAACUAAAUCUUUCGCAGUUGCAUCGGAAGACCAACCAAAGAAUGAAAGUUGUAUCAAGGAGGUCACAACUUACUAUGCUGAYUMUUCCAAUGUUUUACGCAACGGUUCUGCACAACUGGAUAGCUGUGUAAGAGAUUAUAUUGUAAAAAGUGUACCGCAAAGUAACCUAUUUSUAGUCGUUAUCGAUGCUAAAUGUGGACUUAAUAAAGACCCACCACGUGAUAUGGACAUACCUGGUGAACCUAAAGAUGUUAAGACUAAAGUAAAAUGCCAGACCACACUGCAUAGGAAAAGACCUCAAAGAUGCUUCACAUCAGAUUACGCAGAAUCUGAGUACCCUCCUGGGCAUGGAGUACGAAUCGGACCAUCAAUGUGGCUAAUUGUUCUUGCGGUAACGUUGUCUUUGCUGAUGAAGAGGCAUGUUUGACGGCCUUGACUGUGGCAACGAUGCUAACACGCUAUUGUAAUGACAACACUGUGGCAGCUUCAGGCGUUUAUGUAAAUAUUUCUUAUGAAUUUUGAAGAUUUUUACAGUGGUCGUUUCAACCGGGAAUAUAUAUGAAUGAUGACAUUGGGUAUUUUGAGCUUUUCAUAAUAUAUUAGAAACGUUAGAUGGUAUAAACAAGAUAAAAGUUUAGAGAUUUUACCCUGCGUGUAGUGCCAGCAGAUUUGCUCGCAGGCUAAAUCCUAGAGUCCAAACGAACAUCCCAAUGGUCUCAAAAGCGUUUUGGUAUUGGUCUAACUUGCUCGAGGGAUUUAACAUCAAUGGCAAAGACGCUUUUCCUGGCGAUUGGGACGAUUAGGGCUAUUAUAGAGCGGAUUUCGUAUGAGUAGGAAACGGACGGUACURUACUGUGACCGUAAUCGUACUGUAASCAAAUUCUAGUGCCCCAUUGGUUCACAAAAAUUGUGCAGGCCAGGUCCGGUAACUGUGYGGUAACCGUGCGGUAACGGUGUCCCACUCAUACGAAAUCCGCUCUAUGAGGCAUGAGGAAGCCUSUUCACUGCGCUUGUAUUUUAUUAUAAAAGCAAACUUUAAACUUUUGUUCAAUACUCAUGGGAUUAAUUUGCCGAUCAAACACGUGCAAUGGAGACGAAAUGGUUUUCACCCAUUCCCAUGACAUUCAAAAGAUAAAAGACCGGCGGCCAUGUCGGAGGAAUGAACAAUAGAUACUAAUGAGAAAUCCUUUGUUGAAGUUACUCCAAGAUGGCCGCUGUGACGUAUAGUGAAAACGAAGAAUUGUUAUAGCUGUUAUAGCUGGACAAGGGAAAUUUGCUCAUUUUUGAUAAUCUAAGAAUUCUAUUUUCUAUUUUAUUUAAUCCUAGAAYAAUAUAGUGAAGUACAAUGUGUUUAUAAAAGGUUGCUGCGAAGAUAACCAUCCUAGUGCAAGUGUCAAUACAAUCGUUUGAAUCGCCAACAAUGAUCUAUCGUACGAUUCCAUAUAUGGAUGUACAURUACAUAGUUACUGAUGCGCUCGUGGUUCCACUUGAGUGUUGAACAUUUUAUGACGUCAAGAGUGUGUCAAUAAGGACAUACGACUCAAAACCAUGCUCUAUUUGUUAAACAUGCAUUAUUAAUGAAGCUUCAAUGUUUACAUGRGAGGCCUUACCCAUAUGUGGAAAAAGGACAAGAGAUCCUACUCUCGAGGAAUGCAAACCGCAUUUAGAGGCGAUUGGGAAGAUUGUAUGGAUACUUAUUUUGCUUUCCCCAGAGAAAUGAAAACAAAAAGAGUGUCUCCUUAAGCAGCCCUUUUUCAUGGCAUUGUACAUUCUCAAAGAUAGUGUGAGAAAGAGCAACCAUUCAAAGUUGCUUUGAAAAAGCGUUUUUUCUUUUUGUUUCUURUCUUUGUUUUGUCGUUGUUUUUUAUUCGCCUCCUGGCGAUCAAAUUAUAGCAUCAUGCAUAUAGACACAGCACUGAGAAUUUAAAGGCCAUCUUCAUUUUUCCCGUUUGUCAAUCAAUCUGAUGACGUGGUUGAUUGAUUUCAAUGAUAGUGAAUACUAUAGUUUAGUGAUAUAGGGGUUAAUUGCUGUUGGACGAUCUUGAAUUUCCUUAUUCGAUAUGAGCCGCCGAGACGUUAUUUUGUAUUCGCAGGGAUGGUAACUCCAGUAUUCUAUCAUCUGCGCGCCUUUCUCACAUACGAAAAAUGUCCAAGAAUUUAUAAAUUUAUUUAUCUUAUUUUGUAUUUAUUUAUUUUGUUUGUUUUUCUUUUCGAAUAUAUUUUUUGAAACAAAGCAAUCGAUGCAAGUAGGCGGUUUUUAUGGAAGUUUCAAAUGAGAAUAUAAUGGCAUGAUCGAUACCAAGUGAUUUUCAGUCAUUGGYAGUGUCGUUUUAUCGUUCACAAAUGUUUUGCUACGCAGCCAUGGACACGGAGCCUGACCGGUGUUUACUCAGACUCAACAAUAACUUACUCAAAUAAGCUAUUACCUAAGUAUACCAUAAGUUGAAACCAUAAGCAAAGGCGUUAGACAUGUCCACUUCAACUUCKCUCAACGAAAUGCGUUCAACGAAAUGCGUUGAAGUGUUUACCCCGCACUAAACCAUGUAAAGAUUCGUUUUUACGAUAGCCUUUGACAAUUUACAUUGGAAUCGUGAAAAACAAAAAUGAAGGUGGCCUCAGUCAAAGAUUGAAUAGCAGCCCUUUUCGCAGUUGAAAAACAAGUUCAAGGAGCCUGUGGUUUUUCACCAAAGCGAGAAAGAAUCGGGCAACAAGCCAAAAAUACCAUUUUUGAAAAGUUAGACGAAAAUAAUUUUUGUUUUGAAAAAAGUCAUGGUUUUGUCAUGACCUUGCACUCUUGUUCAUUUGAGGGUUGCACCAAACAUAUAUACACAAAUAUACACAAAUAGGCUUUUAUUUAUUGCAUAUUUAAUUUUUGUAAGUCAUUUAAUUUAUUCUAAAUAUUACCAUUCAUUGUUAUUAGAAUUAUUUAAUUUUUAGUUCAGCUUAUUUCUGUAUUUGUAGUAUUCUAGAUAAGCCAAUAAACUAUUGAURAUAAGAAAU